Monodelphis domestica (gray short-tailed opossum) is the source of this 2161-nucleotide messenger RNA. RefSeq names its product galectin-9. Gene Ontology annotation, biological process: negative regulation of type II interferon production; positive regulation of gene expression; negative regulation of CD4-positive, alpha-beta T cell proliferation. The record is from RefSeq and is a predicted model, not a curated record. Gene Ontology annotation, cellular component: cytosol; nucleus. Lineage: Eukaryota; Metazoa; Chordata; Mammalia; Didelphimorphia; Didelphidae. Gene Ontology annotation, molecular function: carbohydrate binding; galactoside binding.
AUCUUUGGGUUAGUUUCGGUUUCUCCUCUGAAUCCUCCCCUUUCCCUAGUUUUUGGUUUACGGAAAGCCCAGCCUCAGCAGCGGCGGCGGCAGUGGCAGCGGCGGCGGCGGCAGCAACAUGUCUUUCAAUAACAGCCAGAACCAAUAUCAGAACGUGUGCAUUCCCUUCUGUGGACCUAUUCCUGGUGGACUCCAGGUUGGCCAUGAGGUCACUGUCAAUGGGGCAGUCCUUCGCUCUGGGACAAAUAGGUUUUCCGUGAAUUUUCAGUGUGGGUUCGAUGGAAACAACAUUGCCUUUCAUUUCAAUCCUCGAUUUGACGGUGGCAGUUAUGUUGUGUGCAACACGAAGCACAGUGGUUCCUGGGGGCCCGAGGAAAGGAAGAUGCAGAUGCCCUUCACUAAGGGGAUGCCCUUUGAAAUUCGCUUUCAGCUCCAGAAUGAAGCCUUCAGUGUGAUAGUGAAUGGGAAUUACUUUCUCCGGUACGAACACCGGAUGGCUUUCCAGAAAGUGGACACCAUCGCGAUUGAGGGUAUGGUGAUGGUGUCCUUCAUCAGAUUCCAGAACAGCCGAUCGGCUCCCAUUCAGCCUUCCUGUGUUGUCUUGCCGGCUGCAUUCUUAGCACAAUGUUCCCCUAGGUCGAAGGAAAACAAACCCAAACCUCCUGACCCAGUUUGGCCUCCUGCUGGCACCAUCAUUAGUCAAACGUUUAUCCCUGGUGUCCACUCGGCUAUGCCCAGUGGCCCCUUUCUCCCACCCUCGUUGUUCUCUGGUCCGUUGUAUCCCUUACCAUUCCGUACAUCAAUUUCUGGGGGGCUCUACCCAAACCGGAUAAUCCUCGUGUCUGGCUCCAUCCUGCCUACUGCUAACCGGUUUGAAAUCAACCUGAAGUGUGGGAAUGACAUCGCCUUCCAUCUGAACCCACGAUUUUGUGAGAAUGCUGUGGUCCGGAACACCCAGAUUAACCGCUCGUGGGGAUCUGAAGAGCGUGGUCUGCCUGGUUGUAUGCCCUUCGCCAGAGGCCAGUCCUUCAUGGUGUGCAUCAGGUGUGAUGUCCCCUGCCUCAAGGUGACUGUCAAUGGGUGCCAUCAGUUUGAUUACAAGCAUCGCAUAAGGAACCUGCUCUCUAUCAACCAGCUGGAGGUAUCAGGAGACAUCCAGCUAACCCAGGUGCAGGUCUAAACAUAGGUCCUCACGCGGGCGUUCCAGCCUGAACCUUUCUUCUCUCCCUCCUGCCUCUCCUCGCUUCUCCAGACAGAGCACCAGGCUCUCUGCCCCAGAAUCAGAGACGUUGGAGUAAACCGCUGGCUCUCCUCUCGGGGAAGGCACAGGAGGAAUCUCUCAUGUGCCCAGCCUGUACGAUGGAUACUUUCUUGGGACAAUUAGGGCUGAGUUCACCUUCCAGACCUGAUUGCUGUUGCCUCCAGAGUGAUGGUUUGGCAUUUUGUUGGGGGUGGGAGGGUUCUCCCCUCACCACUCCUCUCGUCUCACUCUGGAGCCCCCAGGGGACGGCUAGGUGGUUCAGUGGACUGAGAGCCAGGCUUAGAGAUGGGAGGAUCUUGGUUCAAAUAUGACCUCAGCCACUUCUUAGCUGUGUGAGCCUGGGCAAGUCCCUUAACCCCUUAGCCUUCUGUCUUGGAACCAAUACAUAGUAUUGAUUCUAAGAUGGAAGGCAAGGGUUUAAAAACAAAAUGGAGCCCCUGCCUCAACUUUUCAAAUACACCCUAUCUGGGAUGUAUCCACCCAGUGCCAGUUGCUUCUUUCCCCCUCCCCAUUUGACCCUUCUUGGUGCCUCUGGACAUCUCAGUUCCUUGUUAAAUGCUAAGAUCUUUCCUUAUACCUUGCAAAGCCUUCCUUCUCCAGGGAGUAUUUUGUGAUAAGCAAGAGCCAACUGAAACUUCCUGCCCAUUUCAACCUGGGUGUCAACCACUCUAGUCUGAUCUCUGUGACCAGGUUUAUUCCAAGCAUAUGAAACAGUAUCUAUUUGAGGGUUGGUUUCUUUGUUUUUUUUUUUUUGUAUAUUCCAACUGUACUCCAACUUCUGGUUUUUGGACUCUGUUUCCUGAGGGCAGGGACCAUGUUCUACCUAUAAUUUGUAUUCCUCUGUUGCCUCAACAGUCAUAUAUGCAUAGCAGGUGCUUAAUAAAUGUUUGUUAUAUGGUA